This is a messenger RNA of Serendipita indica DSM 11827, 150 nucleotides long. The record is from the annotation of a GenBank genome assembly. NCBI's taxonomy places the organism in Eukaryota, Fungi, Basidiomycota, Agaricomycetes, Sebacinales, Serendipitaceae.
AUGACGAGGAAUAGUCCAAAUCUUGUUGCCCCUCCCGUAGGAUUCCACUCGGUUCUGGGAGAACCAGACGCUUCUGGAACUCUUAACUAUGAUGAACUCGUUGUCUAUGACAAUAAUGCGAUCCGACCCGCGUAUCUCAUCAUAUACUGA